Molecule: messenger RNA, 170 nt
Organism: Ambispora gerdemannii
Lineage: Eukaryota; Fungi; Glomeromycota; Glomeromycetes; Archaeosporales; Ambisporaceae
Source: the annotation of a GenBank genome assembly
AUGGACACCUCAUCAAAGAGAAGAAAAUCCGCAGUUCCAAAGAUGAAUCAAUUUCGCCCUUGUAUCGAUAUUCCCUUACGCGACAAUGGAUCAACAAAUAUUCUUGAGGUUUUAAAGUCAGCUGUCAGUGUUUUUGAUCAAAAUACUAUUGCAUUAGGAUCCUCUCGCUC